GGACCUCCUGAUCUCAUGUUGGACCCCAGGACAGUUUGCAUUUCCAUUGAUGAUGUAAUGACCAAUCAUACUAGCAACCAACAGACACCACUGUUAAACAAACACUUGAAAAAAUUGGAGAACAAACACCUGAAAAAAUUGGAGAACAACCUAACAGAGCCACAGCGCUUCUCAUACCUGCCACGCAGGCCUGCAGUCGAUAUUGAAUUCAGAGACCUCUCAUAUUUGGUUCCUGAGGGACCAUGGUGGAGAAAGAAAGGUUACAAGACCCUGCUUAAAUGCAUCUCUGGCAGUUUUAGCAGUGGGGGUCUGGUGGCCAUUAUGGGGCCCUCAGGAGCAGGAAAGUCAACUCUUAUGAACAUACUGGCAGGAUAUAGGGAAAGAGGAAUGAAGGGAGAUAUCUUGAUAAAUGGACAACCCCGAGAUUUGAGGUCCUUUAGGAAAGUAUCUUGUUAUAUUAUGCAAGAUGACAUGCUUCUGCCGCACUUGACGGUCCAGGAGGCUAUGAUGGUAUCAGCUAAUCUGAAACUUCUGGAAAAGGAGGAUGGUAGGAGAGAGAUGGUGUGCGAGAUCUUGACUGCACUUGGCUUGUUGGAAUGUGCUGAAACACGCACAUCUAACCUCUCUGGUGGCCAGAGGAAGCGCUUGGCAAUUGCCUUGGAACUUGUCAACAACCCACCUGUCAUGUUUUUUGAUGAGCCCACAAGUGGACUGGAUAGCUCAUCCUGUUUCCAGGUGGUUUCAAUGAUGAAAGCUCUGGCUCAAGGAGGCAGAACAAUUAUUUGCACCAUUCACCAGCCCAGUGCCAAAGUAUUUGAGCUCUUUGACAAACUUUAUGUUCUAAGUCAAGGUCAGUGCAUCUACCAAGGGAAGGUAUCAAACCUAAUCCCCUAUUUAAGUAAACAUGGACUCAACUGCCCUACAUAUCACAACCCUGCUGAUUUCAUAAUGGAAGUGGCUUCUGGAGACUUUGGUGACCACAUGACUCUGUUGGUGAAAGCUAUUAGUGAAGGAAAGUGUGAGAAAAAUUACAAAAGUGAGAUGAAUGGUGACGAUGCACUUACCUCAUUCUUUUGGCAAAAAACAUCUGAUGAGGAUUCUUCUUCCACUGAAGGCUGUCACAGCUUCUCCGCCAGUUGUCAGACGCAGUUUUGCAUCCUCUUUAAAAGAACUUUCCUAAGCAUCAUGAGGGAUUCGGUGUUGACCCACCUGCGUAUCACCUCUCAUAUUGGAAUCGGGCUGCUGAUAGGGCUUCUGUACCUCGGAAUCGGAAACGAGGCCAAGAAAGUUCUCAGCAACUCCGGUUUCCUUUUUUUCUCCAUGCUUUUUCUCAUGUUUGCUGCUCUGAUGCCCACAGUGCUUACCUUCCCUCUUGAGAUGGGUGUUUUUUUGAGAGAACACCUAAAUUACUGGUACAGUCUAAAGGCAUACUACUUAGCAAAGACUAUGGCCGAUGUUCCAUUCCAGAUUGUAUUCCCAGUGGCAUAUUGCAGCAUUGUUUAUUGGAUGACCUCUCAACCAUCAGAUGCUAUUCGAUUCAUCCUGUUCUUGGCUUUAGGUACGCUGACAUCAUUGGUGGCACAGUCUUUGGGUCUCUUGAUUGGGGCAGCAUCUACGUCACUGCAGGUUGCCACCUUUGUAGGACCAGUGACUGCCAUACCUGUGCUGCUGUUUUCAGGCUUUUUUGUCAGUUUUGACACCAUCCCAAAAUACCUUCAGUGGAUAUCUUACAUUUCCUAUGUCAGGUAUGGUUUUGAAGGAGUUAUUUUGUCUAUCUAUGGGUUGGACCGUGCAGACCUAUACUGUGACAAAAAUGAAACAUGCCACUUCCAAAAAUCCAACGCCAUAUUAAAGGAGCUAGAUGUUGAGAAUGCUGAAUUGUACCUGGACUUCAUUGUACUGGGUGUCUUCUUUGUUUCUCUGCGUCUUAUUGCUUACUUCGUCUUCCGCUACAAAAUCAAUGCUGGGAGGUAAUCAGCAAGACAGCAACAACUUUGACAAGACUAUUACAUAUAGGAAGGAUGAGCAGAGAGAACAAAAAUGGGUGAUUCUUUCUUUAAGCUGCAAAAAGGACUACUAUAUUUGUGGAGGUUCCAACAGGACAGCAAUACACUAAACAGUUUAGACUAAUCAUUUUUGGUGUUUUAUUUGACAUUUGACAUUGACAUGUACGGAUUAACUUUCCAUGUAUAUGUAUAUGUGACGAUCUGCAGUUGUUCUGAACAGCUAUAACAAAGUUGGACUCAUGUUUUGUGUUAUGCUUUUUACAUUUUAUGUAUAACAUUUUGUCUUUUGUCUGGGUAUGAUGGGUCCUGUCCUUUUAAAAAAAGGGAUACAAUACAAUUAGGUAAACAUG
Molecule: messenger RNA, 2356 nt
Organism: Clarias gariepinus (North African catfish)
Lineage: Eukaryota; Metazoa; Chordata; Actinopteri; Siluriformes; Clariidae
Gene: abcg1
Product: ATP-binding cassette, sub-family G (WHITE), member 1
Exons: 14
Coding region: 16-1974 (652 amino acids)
Biological process (GO): cholesterol homeostasis
Cellular component (GO): plasma membrane
Molecular function (GO): ATP hydrolysis activity; ATP binding; ABC-type sterol transporter activity
Source: RefSeq, a predicted model, not a curated record